ACAGCAAGAAGGUGCCAUCUAGGAAGCAGGAAGCAGGGCCUGACCAGACACCAAAUCUGCUGGGGCCUUAGUCUUGAAUUUCCAGCCUCCAUAACUGUGCAAAAUCCAUUUCUGUUGCUUAUAAGCUACCCAGCUUAUGGGAUUUUGUUUAGCAGCCCAAAUGGACUAAGACACUCAAUGUUAGAAGACUUCUUUCUCCUUCCUGCUGGAGAAAUUCAACUGCAUUGCAUGGAGAGCUAAUUAUAUGGAGAGACAACCCCCUGGAGCCUGUCCAUGGAAGGAGAGGCUAAGAACCCUGCUGAGAAAGUGGUCACCAUUACCUCCAUCCUGGGGCCUGACUCCAGUUCCUUACACCCGAAGUUGCUCUACUCACUACUUACGAUGUCAUGCAACAGUUAAGGGUCAGAGGCUCCUAUAGGUCUGCAAGCCAGUUCGCUGGGUGGAGGCGUGUGUUCUAUCAGGCCAGACAAGGUGGCAUAAGUGGAAAUAAACUCAAGCUGAUGCUUCAAAAACGAGAAGCACCUGUUCCAACUAAGACUAAAGUGGCCGUUGAUGAGAAUAAAGCCAAAGAAUUCCUUGGCAGCCUGAAGCGCCAGAAGCGGCAGCUGUGGGACCGGACUCGGCCCGAGGUGCAGCAGUGGUACCAGCAGUUUCUCUACAUGGGCUUUGACGAAGCGAAAUUUGAAGAUGACAUCACCUAUUGGCUUAACAGAGAUCGAAAUGGACAUGAAUACUAUGGCGAUUACUACCAACGUCACUAUGAUGAAGACUCUGCAAUUGGUCCCCGGAGCCCCUACGGCUUUAGGCAUGGAGCCAGCGUCAACUACGAUGACUACUAACCAUGACUUGCCACACGCUGUACAAGAAGCAAAUAGCGAUUCUCUUCAUGUAUCUCCUAAUGCCUUACACUACUUGGUUUCUGAUUUGCUCUAUUUCAGCAGAUCUUUUCUACCUACUUUGUGUGAUCAAAAAAGAAGAGUUAAAACAACACAUGUAAAUGCCUUUUGAUAUUUCAUGGGAAUGCCUCUCAUUUAAAAAUAGAAAUAAAGCAUUUUGUUAAAAAGAAAA
Messenger RNA from Homo sapiens (human), 1068 nucleotides. It is a transcript of the gene ECRG4, whose product is annotated as ECRG4 augurin precursor. The record is from RefSeq and is a predicted model, not a curated record. Gene Ontology annotation, cellular component: apical plasma membrane; cytoplasm; extracellular region. NCBI's taxonomy places the organism in Eukaryota, Metazoa, Chordata, Mammalia, Primates, Hominidae. The transcript is spliced from 6 exons. Bases 387 to 839 code for a protein of 150 amino acids.